Hyaloperonospora brassicae is the source of this 969-nucleotide messenger RNA. The record is from the annotation of a GenBank genome assembly. Lineage: Eukaryota; Oomycota; Peronosporomycetes; Peronosporales; Peronosporaceae.
AUGCGUGUGUACGCCGUCGCGCUCCUGGGCACUGCUGCACUCCCGAUAUGCGUAUCGAGUUCGUUCGGCUUGAACGAGACUGUGGUCGACGUUUCGACCGGUGUCCGCACCAAUGUCGGUGUCCACAGCAGGGGCCCGGCCGAUCGUCCCGUGAAGGUGCGCUCUACCACGGACGAGGAAGACAAGAUGCCGCAAGACUUGGCCUCUUUCGUAUCUGUAGAACAACGUAACAUUCUACGACCAGAUAUGGUGUUGAAGAAAGUCAUGGGUAUAUUGCACGCCGAUCGCGACGUGUACAAACUUACAGAUGAAGCUGUUGGUCGCUUAAAACAGAUUGACGCGCAUGUCUUGCCGCAGAUUGUCGAGGAGGUGAUAGCUCGGUGCAAUGUUGCGGGAAUUGAGCUGCAAUAUACACAGGAGAGCACCCUUCUCAAUUUGAUUGUUGGUCACGCUCGUAAAUCUGCCGACAGUGAAAAGCACCUCGUGCAGACGAUCUUGAACGAGAAGAAGAGACAACCGCAAACGAUGUACGACCAAUUUUUACCCGAUUUGGAAGCCAAACAGGGACACGCUUUUGACGACCAAACACGUAGCGUGAAGAGCGAGCCGAUGCAGACUGGACAUGAGUCGCUGGAUUCAUUGUUGGUAGCCUUCGGUGGCGCCGCCGAACUCGCGCCUAUUUUGUCGAUCGCGAAGAAGAGUCAAGUCGUUGGGCAUAGAGCAGAGGAGUUGCAGCGUGUGAUGCUUAACAGUUGGCUGGGUUAUGGCGAUCCUGUUGAUGUGUUUAACUGGCUCAAGCUCUCGGAAUUGAGACGCAUCACAUACGAAGACCUGGAUACUUUUGCGCAAUACAUUGACCUUUAUAACGUUGUAUAUGGCAAGGAGGAGGAUAUGCUUUCGUUUUUACGAAGAAAGUUUACUGACGAGGUAACUCGCAAUGAUGAUACUGAGAGGGACGGGGACUUCUAA